Dibothriocephalus latus is the source of this 1554-nucleotide messenger RNA. The record is from the annotation of a GenBank genome assembly. NCBI's taxonomy places the organism in Eukaryota, Metazoa, Platyhelminthes, Cestoda, Diphyllobothriidea, Diphyllobothriidae.
AUGUUCGAAGUUCUAUCACAAACUGCUGAUGACGAAUGGCCCGAGUUGGGUCAGUCUGCGGCUCAGGAAGUGACAAAAGCCAAGGUUCCUGUGAAGUCUAAGUCUAAGCGAAAAUGGAAGCGUUUGGACGAAGAAGACUUAGCAAAGAUGGAAGAGUCGGAAAAUACUGGUCCCGUUCAGGAAACGGGAGUGCAAACUGGUUCGCCUCCCAAGGAACCUGCCGUCAUCGAGCCAGUUGCCAAUGACGCUUCUCGGUCGAGGAAGCUAAACGGUGUCGGCGAACCUCAAUCCAGAAAAAUAACCACAGAAUUCAAUGAUUGUGGUGGUGCUCCUUGCCUGUUCGUUAGACCAGAUUAUGCUGGCUUCGAAAUUCCUGUGACAAUUCCCAGGCCUGGCUUCAAUCCAAAUAUUGUCAGUCAUUAUAGAAAUUUUGGAAGAUGUGUGCAGACCUGUGGCUGCCGAUCCCCUGGUUGUCUGAUCUGCGAGGGUGAGCGUCUCGCACGAAUUAAAUAUCAGGUGGAAUACUAUUUCGGAGACAGGAACUUUGGUCGUGACAGUUACCUGCAGAGCCAGAUUACGGAUGAUCGCUAUGUACCGGUCAAAGUUGUUUUGGAUUUUCCACGUAUGCGACAGUUGGGGACCACUCUGGAGGAUCUUGUUAAGGUGCGUACCUAUUUUUUAUGCAAUGUUCAAGAUAACUGUCAACCCGUACCACCACCGGACACCGAAAAUGUUUCGUCUACCCCACCUGAAGAUACUUGGCAGACUGUUGAACGUCGUGUGAAGCGUACCCGAAACCGUUCUUCAUGUGAAGGACCCGAGGAGGCUCCCAAGCCAUCCACUUCCCAGCGUUCACAGGCUCAGUCCAGAUCGCGUCUACAUUCAACUUGUUCGGAACAGAGCGAUGCUGACGAGGACGAACUUCUUAAUUAUCUCGUUGUCAUUGUUCCUGAGCGUGCGAGCGGCCGAGAGCAGAAGCACACUACUAUGCACGCAUCCGCUGAGGACCUAGAAAGUGAUGUGCGUAAAGGAACUGCUGCUCUUUCCAUCCCGGAGUCACGCUCAAAAUCUACAUCUGCUAGUCUUCAAGCUUCACCCUGUCCACCUCAAAAGCUUGCUCAGUCCUCCAGCGAUUAUUUAAGCACUUCGGGAGUAUCUUCUCGUUUGCUUAUGAAGCACCCUGGUGGGGAUCGACACCCCAAUCCAGAUUACCAGUCGAGGGCAAAAACUCAAGCAGAUCUGGCAAGAGAGAUCAAACAUGGCCUCGAGGUUUAUCAAAAAAGCAUCCGUCGUCAGCGCUGUCGGUCUUACCAGCAGUUGGGUUUUGAGUUUGAUUUCGAGUCGGACGGGUACAUUAGUUCCAGAACAGACUCUUUCACUGACCUUUCUGGAGGUGAGGACCGUUUCUCGGAGCAAAAGGCAAACAAGGUCCAGCUGGUGUCCCCAGAAGAGUUUGCCAGCUUAAAGCGCGCAGCUGAGGAGGAGGAAAAGGAGGACUACAAACAGACCGCCGCGUUCAAGCAUGAAAGCACCCAGGCAACUACACCACCAUCA